AUGAAAGUAGUAAUAAGUGAGCAAAGUGUCUUGGCUGGACCAAUUGUUGAUCCACAUGUAACAGCAGUUUGGGGGAAGAAUGUCACAUUGAAAUGCAUCAUUGAAAUAAAUGGAAAGAUAAUACAAACCUCAUGGGAGAAGGUACACGGUAAAAGCACACGGACCAUUGCUGUUCUUCAUCCUGAAUAUGGGUUUUCUGUUCAAGGAGAGUACCAAGGAAGAGUGUCAUUUAAGAACUACUCACGUACCAAUGCAACUAUCAUCCUAAAUAAUAUAAGCUUCUCUGAUUCAGGAGAGUAUGUAUGCAAAGCAGUUACAUUCCCACUAGGAAAUGUUCAGGCAUCAACAACUGUAACCGUAUUAGUUGAACCCACUGUGAGCCUAACAAAGGGACCGAACUCUCUAAUAGAUGGAGAAAGUCAGACAGUAGUAGCCAUUUGUACAGCAGCCACUGGAAAACCUGCUGCAGAUAUUGAUUGGGAAGGAGAUUUGGGAGAAAUGGAAUCCAGUUCUACUUCAUUUCCCAAUGAAACUGUGACCGUUGUCAGUCAGUACAAACUAAAACCCACCAAACUUGCCAGAGGAAGACGCAUAACUUGUGUUGUGAGACACCCAGCUUUGGAAAAGGAGAUGAGAUAUCGUUACAUGUUGGACGUACAAUAUGCCCCUGAAGUUUCACAAAGCAAGUAUGAUGGAAACGGGUUUAUUGGAAGAGAGCAUAUUCAGCUCCGCUGCAGUGCUGAUGCAUAUCCACUGUCCAUGGCAAUUACAUGCACCAGGUUGGAUGGGCAAUGGCAUGAAGGUUUAAUGUCUUUUAACAAUACUCUGCAUUUCAACAGUCCACUGACUUACAAUUAUAUCGGGACUUACAUGUGUAAGGUGACCGAUUCCAUUGGAGAAAAAAGUGAUCAAAAGACAAUCUACAUAUUAGAUGCCCCUGAAGUUUCACAAAGCGGGUAUGAUGGAAACGGGUUUAUUGGAAGAGAGCAUAUUCAGCUCCGCUGCAGUGCUGAUGCAUAUCCACUGUCCAUGGCAAUUACAUGCACCAGGUUGGAUGGGCAAUGGCAUGAAGGUUUAAUGUCUUUAAACAAUACUCUGCAUUUCAACAGUCCACUGACUUACAAUUAUAUCGGGACUUACAUGUGUAAGGUGACCGAUUCCAUUGGAGAAAAAAGUGAUCAAAAGACAAUCUACAUAUUAGUCCUCUUUCCAUCAAAUCCUACUACUGCUACUACUGCUACUACACGACCACCUACGGUUCCAUGGCAUCCUUCAACUGAUGGCAUCGCAGGUUUAGCAACAGAACCAAAACUAAUGCAUUUUCCAACAUCAAUUCAGGAAGAAAACUGGGGUACCAUCAUCAGUAGUGCAGUGGGUGGGGCUCUGUUUCUGAUACUUUUAAGUGUUUUGGUUGGAAUUAUCUGCUAUAGGAGAAGACUGAUAUUCCGUGUUGACUCCAUUACUAUGAACUACAUUUCACCAUCAGAAACGCAAAAAGAGUCUCAAAUAGAUGUUCUCCAACUAGAUGAUGUGGAUUCUGCUCCUGAUAUUAUAAAAAAAGAAAUAAAACAUCCAGUGAACAGUUUAAUAUCAAUAGAUGAUUUAGAAGACCCAGACGAACCACAAUGGAACAAUGCAAACAAUAUUAACAGAUACCAAGAAGAGUAUGAAAGACCAGUGGAUAAUUAUGAAGGUGGAGCCCUGGGAAUGAAGCACAUGGGUAGUGAAUGUUAUGAUGACAGUGAAGAAGACUUUGUGUUACAUAUAGAUGGUUCAAUAAUAUCCCGGAGGGAGCGUUAUUUGUAGCAAUCACUGAU
Pelodiscus sinensis (Chinese soft-shelled turtle) is the source of this 1817-nucleotide messenger RNA. The record is from RefSeq and is a predicted model, not a curated record. Lineage: Eukaryota; Metazoa; Chordata; Testudines; Trionychidae.